GCAGCCUCAGCAACCUCAGCAGCCUCAGCAGCAGCCCCGGGCGGUGUCGGGCAGGGCAGGCCGGCGGGACAAACGGACAGAAGGCACAGGUCCCGCCAUGGAGGGAGCCUCCUUUGGCGCGGGCCGUGCAGGAGCUGCCUUGGAUCCCGUGAGCUUCGCGCGGCGGCCGCAGACCUUGUUGCGGGUCGUGUCCUGGGUGUUCUCUAUUGCUGUGUUCGGGCCCAUAGUCAACGAGGGCUAUGUGAAUUCGGACAGCGGUCCAGAGUUGCGUUGUGUCUUCAACGGAAAUGCGGGCGCCUGUCGCUUCGGCAUCGUGCUGGGUCUCGGGGCCUUCAUCGCCUGCGCGGCCUUCCUGCUGCUGGACGUACGCUUUCAGCAGAUCAGCAGCGUUCGAGACCGCCGCCGCGCAGUGCUGCUGGAUCUGGGCUUCUCAGGGGUCUGGUCCUUCCUGUGGUUCGUAGGCUUCUGUUUCCUCACCAAUCAGUGGCAGCGCACAGCGCCAGGGCCAGGCACUGCGCAGGCUGGGGAUGCAGCGCGGGCCGCCAUCACGUUCAGCUUCUUUUCCAUCCUCAGCUGGGUGGCGCUCACCGUGAAGGCCCUGCAGCGGUUCCGCCUGGGCACCGAUAUGUCUCUCUUCGCCACGGAUCAGCUGGGUGCUGGGGCUGCCCAGGGCUACCCAGGCUACCCAGUGGGCAGUGGUGUGGAGGGCACAGAAACAUACCAGAGCCCUCCCUUCACCGAAACCCUGGACACCAGCCCCAAAGGGUACCAGGUGCCUGCCUACUAAUAGUUAUUAGGCUCAGGCCAGGGCUAGAAGGCCACCUCACCAUCGUAGGCCUCAAGGCCUCCUGGGACCUUUCCUGGGUCCUACCGUCCCAGUGCCAAGGACAGAGAAGGUGGCUGCUGUGGGCCUCUGGGACCAAGGGGAGUAGCUUCCCUGGGGUGCCAGGACUGUCCCCACAAAGUUCCCCCUAGUUAGAGGUCCCAGCCCUAAGGCCCUCAGAAGAAAACAGUACUGCCUGGAGUGGGCU
This is a messenger RNA of Phodopus roborovskii (desert hamster), 1031 nucleotides long. RefSeq names its product synaptogyrin 3 (gene Syngr3). The transcript is spliced from 4 exons. Gene Ontology annotation, cellular component: neuromuscular junction; synaptic vesicle membrane. The coding region runs from base 98 to 787 and encodes 229 amino acids. The record is from RefSeq and is a predicted model, not a curated record. Lineage: Eukaryota; Metazoa; Chordata; Mammalia; Rodentia; Cricetidae.